UACAUCUGCGUCCGGUGUGUUUCGAUCAGCUUACAUUAUUAAAGCUGUUACCAAAUUGAAACAGUUUAGGAAAAAAGAUGUUUCGAUAACAUUCAUUUAAGCCUUUUAUGCUGAUUCUGGAUUCAAAUUUUGUCGCGUGUCCGACGUGCUCACGAGCACGGUGCCUGGAGCAAGUGUCAGGCAGCGGUAGCAGGUGCCGAAUGAGUGUAUGUUGACGUUUUUUCGUGAUGGCAUCAUGCAAGACAACAACACCAUCUCCAGCAUAUAUUCAGCAUACAUAUAAAUCAGUGGCGUGAACAUUUACCGCGACUUCGUAACGUGAAGCAGAAUCUAUCAAAAUGCUAGUUAACGAAGAGGAAAACCAACUACAGGAUCUAAAGAAAAAACAAUAUGCUGAUCUACGUGAACAGUUGUUGGAAGAUAUUCUUCGCAAAGGAAACGACUCACGCCUCUCAAGGCGAUUGCAGUUAGAAAAGCAUCAAGAAAAGCUUGAGACAUCUAUUUUUCAGGAAAGAGAAAGAAAAGAUAAACAAGCAGAGAAAAGGGUAUUUGAGCAACAGAAUAAAUUCUGUGAAAAAUUCAAUGCUGAUGAAGUGAUACGUAGGGAAAAGAUGAAACAGCAACUAAGACUUGGGACCCAAGAAAUACGGGAUCUUGAGUCACAACUACGUGCCUGUUACGUUGGAAAAGGUGUUCAUGCCCAGAUGAAGGAGAAACAGUUACAACACAUUAGAGAAGAGCUCAGGGAGAAGGCUCAUCUCGAGGCGCAAAUGGUUUCAUGGAAAGAGCAGGAAGAUGAAGAUCGGAAACUGAAAGAGGAGAGUCUUCGUGAAAAAUAUGCUUUACGUUUAGCACAGCAGGAUCAAAUUGUCCAAAACCAACAACGCAAAAUUGAAGCAUAUCGAACAUUUGUACAAGAAAAGUUAAUGCUGGAUGCUGCUGUCCAACAGAUCAUCGAAGAAGACCGCAGAAACUCUGUUGCUCAAAUGCUUCGCCAAAAAGCUUGUCAGAAGGAUAUUGAGAGUUUCAUAGCUGCACGAGAAGAGUGGAAAGAAAGGCAAAAACUUAUGCAAGAAGAAGAAAAUGCUCGCAUUAAAGCAUUUGUUGAAAUGCAGACUCAAAGAGAACUCAAACUUCAACAAGAGAUUCAGAGAAAAUGGGAGGCUCAAGCUCAGAUAAAUGAUUAUCUUGCCAGGAAACUUUAUGAAGAACAGAUGCGAGACAUGGAGAAACAACAAGUGUUUCAAGAAUUGGCUGAAGAAGAAUUACGAGAAGCUCAAGAAGCUCGAAUUCGCCAAGAAUUACAUGUUGCCAUUCAAAAGCGAAUUGAUUUGCGUUUAGCCAUGGCCCACCAACAGAAAGAAAGAGUAUUGCAGCUUCAGCGGGAAGCUCAGAGGGAGCAGCAAAUGCGUCAAGAGUUGAUGGAGCAAAGAGCAAUACAAGACCGUCUUGAGCAACUUACUGCUGAACGUCGACGAAUUAAAGUUCAAGAACAUAGACAAGCUGUUGAACGUCUUCUGAAGGAGAGGAGAGUGCGCCGCAAUCUUGAACUUGAACAGAUCAUGCGAGACCAUGAGGCCCAGUUGGAGGAAGAAAAAGCCAGGGAGAAAAUGAUUGAGGAAGAGCGAAUAAAUAUUCUUCAGCAACAUGCUCAAAAUUUACUUGGAUUUAUGCCAAGAGGUCUCCUUAAAGAAGCAGAUGUCGAUAAGCUAGGAACUAACUUUAAAACAUCCCUUCAGACCCAUGCAUUAGAGGCAGAUCCAUGUGCAUGAUUACUAUGGCUCAUUCCCAAACCUUGGUUUAAAACAGUUGCACUUUAUCCAACUUGAACGACUGUUUCAUCCUCACAAUUGGAUGUCUAAUUUAUGAUGACCAAAUAACACACAACUUAAUGCA
This is a messenger RNA of Thrips palmi, 1896 nucleotides long. Its product is annotated as meiosis-specific nuclear structural protein 1-like. Gene Ontology annotation, biological process: cilium organization. Gene Ontology annotation, cellular component: motile cilium. The record is from RefSeq and is a predicted model, not a curated record. NCBI's taxonomy places the organism in Eukaryota, Metazoa, Arthropoda, Insecta, Thysanoptera, Thripidae. Bases 339 to 1772 code for a protein of 477 amino acids. The transcript is spliced from 9 exons.